AUGGCGUGCAGUUUCGAGGUGGUCGACAGAGCUCACUGUAAGCUGCUUCUGCGUGAGCUGAACGAGCAGAGGAUGCGGGGCAGCUUCUGCGACGUGACCAUUGUGGUACAGGACAGCAAGUUUAAGGCCCACAAGAACAUCCUGGCCGCCUUCAGCUGCUACUUCCGCGAGCGCUUGACCGGCCCCAGCCUCUGGGCCAUGGAGUCCGUCCUCGAGCUGCGGGAAAUGAGAGCCGAAGUCUUCGCCAAGAUCCUCAACUUCAUCUACAGCUCCCAGGUGGUCAUCGAGAGGCUGGACGAGGCCGACGCCCUGGCGAGCGCGGGUCACCGGCUGGGCAUCCACUUCCUGAAAGACCUCCUGCAGCGCCCACCCCAGCCCGCACCGGACUCUUCCUCUUCCUCGCUCUCGCCGCCCUCUUCCGCCCCCCUCCCUCGGUGGCAGACCGUGAGGAAGCACCGAGGCAACGCCGCAACCUACCAGGAGGGUGACAGCGCACUGGGGCUAGGCCCGAGGGAGCCUUUCCUAGGCCCCGAGGCCUUGCCUGGGCCUACCUUCCCCAUCGAUCUGACAGACUCCUCUGUCCGACUGGGUGGAGACAGCGACAGGAUCCCUCCCGCUCCCUCCUUCCCUCCCCAGGCUCCCUCGGGGCAGAGCGGGCAGGCCGCCACCGGUGAGGGAGAGGACAGCUCCUCGGCCUCUCGGGACGGCCUGUUCCCGGCUGACGGCACUGCCCAGAGGCUCCUGACUCUCAACACUGUUGCCAUCAGAGGCCUAGGCUUCAACGUGGAGCAGGAGGCCUCGCGCCAGCUCACCGCCGACUCACCCAGGCCCCUCCAGCCGGAAGGCCCCAACGCCGCCAUCACUCCGACGCCCUCGUCCUGCUCCUCCGCGCCCCUCAGUGACACCGAGCCCCGAGCCCCCGGUGGAGCGGAGCUGAGUUGCCAACACUGCCUCAGGCCCUUUGUCCACCUCAAGAGACUACAGAGCCACCAGACGGCGUGCCGGCAAGGAGGGGGCAGGCCAGGAAUGGGGCGGGAGGCCGGGAGCGCCCCUCAGGCCCAGGGGGCCAGCAGGAAGAGCCGUCGGCGGGACGUGGCCCUGGGCAGCGAGGUGGAGGACCACAUGGUGAAGGUGGUGGAUGGCCACAUCCUGUACUUCUGUGCGGUGUGCGAACGCUCCUACGUCACUCUGUCCAGCCUCAAGCGUCACGCCAACGUCCAUUCCUGGCACCGCAAGUACCCAUGCCACUUCUGUGACAAGGUCUUCGCCCUGGCUGAGUACCGCACCAAACACGAGGUGUGGCACACCGGCGAGAGAAGGUACCAGUGCAUCUUCUGCUGGGAGGCCUUCGUCACCUACUACAACCUCAAGACCCACCAGAAAUCCUUCCAUGGUGUUGACCCAGGCCUGACCAUCAGCCAGAAGACAGCCAAUGGUGGCUACAAACCCAAACUCAACGCCUUCAAGCUCUACCGCCUCCUGCCCAUGAGAAACCACAAGAGGCCAUAUAAGACCUACAGCCGCGCCAACCCCUCGGACAAUGCCCCCGUGGAGACCCCCCAUCCUACUGCCCCCGUGGAGACCCCCCAUCCUACUGUCCCCAUGGAGACCCCACAUCCUAUUGUCGCUGUGGGCACCCCCCAUCCUACUGUCGCCGUGGAGACCCCCCAUCCUACUGUCGCCGUGGAGACCCCCCAUCCUACUGUCCCCGUGGAGACCCCCCAUCCUACUGUCGCCGUGGAAACCUCCCAGCCCACCAUCACUGUAGAGACCUUCCCUCCCACCGCCGCCGUGGAGACCUUCCCUCCCACUGCCGCCGUGGUGGCCCCCCAUCCCACAGUCACCGUGGAGACUGCCCUUCCCACCGUCCCCGGGGAGCUGCCUCCCUCGACCGCCCCCGCAGGAACAGCCCCCCCGACCGUCCCCGUGGCAGCCCCGGCCGCCAGCACCCCCGGGCUCCCGUCAUCCCUCCGCCCUGAGGGCAGUACCGCCCUGGGCCCGGGGGAGCCGCCCCCACCCCGCCCCCACCAGCAGUGGCCUCAGCCCCUCCUGGGACCUGAGGGCGUGGUGCCGGGGCACUCGGUCAUCACGUACGGCGGCCCCCAGCCCCCGCCCCCCUCCUCCUCAUCAGUGAUUGUGGCACCACGAACCGACGCCACCCGCUGGGGGCAGUCCACCGUCAUCGCCUACAAUGGCAAGCACCCCCCACUCCCACCCCCACCCCCACCCACACCCACACCCCCUGGGCACCGGGAGCCCAGCACCAUUACCAGGGAGAGGCCGGUGAGUGGCUGGAGUGCGCCGUGCCAACGGGAAGCGCUGCCCUCCUCCUCCAGUGCCCCCCAGGGUCAGAAGGAGCAGCGGGGGCCGAAGGCCAAACGGCCUCCGGGGGGUGCCGCCGAGGGGAGGACCAUGACCUACGUGGCCAAGCCAGCUUGCCCGGGCGCCGCCAGCGAGGGCCGAUCAGCGCCACUCUGCCGCAUCACGGUCCGCAUCGGGGAGGAGGCCCUGGUCAAGCGUCGGAUCGCAGAGUCCGACCUGAUCCGGGAUGAGGCGGGCCAAAGGGCGCCCCCCGGGGGCAAGAGGGGGCCGAGCUGCGAGGAGGCCUCGGAGGGAGAGCACCAGCCCCGGGUGAGGAGGAGGAAGAGGAGGAGGAGGAGGAGGCGGAGGAGGAGCGACGGUUACUCCCUCGGCCAGGACUCCGAGGAAGAAGACAGCGACCUGGAAGAUAACCUCUGGAGGCCCUACUACUCCUACAAGCCCAAGCAGCGGGUUGCUGGCUCCUUCCGCAGGUCGCACAGGGCCGGGUGGCACAGGAGGCUACGUUACCGACAUCCUCCCGCCCCUCCCCCUCCCCCCUCCUCGCCCCCUCCACCCGGGGGGCACCCCGCUCCGCGCCCUCCUCAGGGCCCCAGUGACCCACGGGACGGAGGAGAGAGACCCCUGAGUGAGGGGGUGCGGACCCCGCAUUCCCAGGGCCGGGAGCCCGCUCCUCGAGGAAACAGCAGGAAGACGGCCACGAGCAGCUGCUUCCCCAAGAUGCCCCCUUCUGCCCCUGGGAGGCGGCCCACGGAGGAGGAGGGGGCACAGGAGGGGGACGAGGAGCAAGCAGGGUCGAGGCCGGACCCCGGAGCGAGACUGUCGGCGUUCGGUGUGGAUCUCGACGCUGCCAUUGGCUGCCUCCCACCUACGGAAGAGACGGUAGCACACGCUGCACAAGGGGAAGGGAACCGAGCAGCGCAGCCUCAAGGGGGAGCCGCUGAGAGGGAGCCCGCCUGGGUCCCGGGGACGGGGCGGGAGAGCGACGUGUCGCAGGGGGACACCAUCACCAGCCUGGUGCCGCAAGUCGACGAGACCAGGGCGGCAGAGACUGUUGACCCUGGGGGGGUUUACAACGGCACCCAGCCCCGAGAGGACGGGGAUGGCUCCCCGGGCACCAGCGGGCGCGGAGCGGACACCUUGCUGCCACAGGAAGCAAGCCACGACUUCCACACUCUGGAGCCUGAGGAAUGCAGACGAGCCGGCACCGGCCUGGAGUACCCAGUCCAGGAGUACCCCAUCCCCCUGCUAACCAAUGGGAACUGCUGCCCACACAGCAAGGCCCCAGGCCCAGAGCGGGUGAAGCCGGGCGAUGGGGGACUGAGUAAGGUGGCGUUCUACCAGGACCCCUACCCACUGAUGUACGGCCACCAGCUGCUGACCGGCACCUACUCCUACCCUAUUGCCCACGUCUCUCCCCUCCCUCUCGCCCUCAACAUGGUCAUCAGGGACGAGAAGGCCCAGCAUUUGCCCCUCCUCCAGAGGAUGUUUGUUUAUCCCACCCCCUGUCUUGGCGACGCCACCCCCCUGGGCACUGCAGAGAGCGGGGGCCGCGAUGAGGCAGGGGGGCGGGAGCUGGUCGCUGGGCAGAAGGGCUCCUCCUUGUACUGAGGGAAAACCCCCCAACGCCCCCGCAACUAACACCCCUUCCAACCCCAACCCCCUUCCCCACGGGUCAUCGUGACCCAAGAGUUGGAUCUUCCUCUGUAAUGUCUGUACCCAAUGACAUGGCAGGGGAGGGGGCGGAGUGUGGGGGUUUGGAGACAGGCCGGGUCGCUGUGAGUUGGGGGUGAAGACUGGGCUGGGGUCAAGUUGACUAUUUCAGGAACGGCCAAGCAUGAAUCCGGCCUCUUUCCCGCUCGACAGAAAGCCGACUCCCCCAUCAUCCCAUUCCUGUGGUUAGUGGACACACCAAUAGCCAUUUCCCCUGGUCC
Stegostoma tigrinum is the source of this 4253-nucleotide messenger RNA. Its product is annotated as zinc finger and BTB domain-containing protein 4-like. The record is from RefSeq and is a predicted model, not a curated record. Lineage: Eukaryota; Metazoa; Chordata; Chondrichthyes; Orectolobiformes; Stegostomatidae. The coding region runs from base 1 to 3930 and encodes 1309 amino acids. Gene Ontology annotation, molecular function: DNA-binding transcription factor activity, RNA polymerase II-specific; RNA polymerase II cis-regulatory region sequence-specific DNA binding; protein binding. The transcript has a single exon. Gene Ontology annotation, biological process: regulation of transcription by RNA polymerase II.